Lymnaea stagnalis (great pond snail) is the source of this 10623-nucleotide messenger RNA. The record is from the annotation of a GenBank genome assembly. NCBI's taxonomy places the organism in Eukaryota, Metazoa, Mollusca, Gastropoda, Lymnaeidae.
CUCGUGCUGACGAAAGAAACACUGGUUGGAAAUCUCUAGCAUGCGAUGCUUUUCUCAUCUCUGUUAUUACAACAAAACAAACAACAAAUACUCAGGCUUUAAUUUGGAUUACAUAUCGCAUGCGAGCUGGCAUCGCCGAGCAACUGAUACAGAUUUUGUGUGUGCUCAAGGAUUGAGUGACGCCGAGUGGGGUUGACCCAGUGAGAUAGGUAACCUGGGGGGGAGAGGGUUGGGGGUUGAGGGUGAGGAGUCUGUUAUCUGCGGUGAUUAAUUCAAUUUUAAUCUUUAUUUUUAAAAAAAUGAAAAUGGGUUUCUCAAGCUACUACGUCCCCCGUACACCUCUGAUAUCACCCACAGGAGGUUACAACAGCAGUUUACGAGAGUGUAGUGAAGGGCCGGCAGGCAGGCUUUAAUGUGGAUGGAGUGCAAUGUGGACGUAGCGUUUAAAACAACUCUCCAGUUUACAAUAAUCUUUCUUGAUGCACACAUUAGAUAUAAAAAACAAAACAAAAAAAGAAACACGCACAUUUAUGUCGGAAGUGUCAAGUUACCUAAAAGAACUUAUUUGAGUCUGACGUUAUGAUUCUGGCUCCUUGAAUUGGAUGAGCCAAGUUUUCUGAUUGAAAGAAAUAGAAACCUUGGUUGGAUCUUUUUGUGAAAUGUAAUGCGUGCUCGAGACAUUUGUUUAGGUAGGUAAACAAAAAUAAAUAAAUAUAUGUCUAUAUCCUUAAGAGGCAAUUUGAUUUCACGCUUGUGAAGAGUAAACUGUAGUCAAAACAUAUGAAGUAAAUAUCAAUUAGAAGAAGUCGACUCCCGAUAUCUGUAGUAGGACUCGCCAUCAGUGGCAUGUGGCUCGGAUUAGUAGCCCGCCCCCCAUCCAGGGAAGGCCAAGGAUAUUUGUCGCUAUUUGAGCUUCACAACUCUCUGUUGCAUGCAUCACUACUCACUAUUACAUGCUUCACUACUCUCUGUUGCAUGCCUCAUUACUCACUAUUACAUGUUUCACUACUCUCUGUUGCAUGCCUCACUACUCACUAUUACGUGGUUCACAACUUUCUGUUGCAUGCCUCACUACUCACUAUUACAUGUUUCACUACUCUCUGUUGCAUGCAUCACUACUCACUAUUACAUGUUUCACUACUCUCUGUUGCAUGACUCACUACUCACUACUACAUGUUUGUCUACUCUCUGUUGCAUGCCUCACUACUCACUACUACAUGUUUCACUACUCACCAUUACACGCCUCAUACUUACUAUUACACGCGUCAGUACGCUCUCUAUAUAUUACAAUUAAUAAAUCCCCAAUGGUGUCUUAAUGCAUUAUCCUUAAUAAAUCACUAGCUCUUGCUCAAAUAUCAUCAUUUAUCAACGAAUUUAUCACAAUUAUUUGGAUUAACAUCUGACCACUAUCCUCUUCACUAAUCGCGUAUACACCCUUUCUUUCUCACUAUUACACGACUCACUACUCACUGUUACAAGCUUCACAUCACUUUAUAAUGUCUCACUACUCACUAUUUUAAUGAUUCACUAUUCUUUGUUAUACAACCACUACUCACUAUUACAUGGCCCAAUACUUACUACUCACUAUAACUAUUCCAUUACUCACUAUUACACGCUUCACUAAUUAUUAUUAUAUGAUUCACUACUCACCAUUACACACCUCACUAUUACAUGCCUCACUACUCACUAUUAUACGCUUCGAUAUCACUAUUAUAUGCUUCACUACUCACUAUUACACGCCUAACCAGUCACUAUUACACUCCUAAUUACUUACUAUUACUCAACCCCUACUCACUAUUACAUGCCUCACUACUCACUAUUAUACGCCUCACUACUCACUAUUACAUGCCUAAUUACUCACUGCUACACACCUUACUGCUCACUAUUACAACUUCACUACUGACUAUUAUCAGCCUCACGACGUUCUAUUACUCGCCUUAUCACACAAUAUUACGCGUCUGGUUACUCACUACUACACGCCUCACAGUUCACUAUUACACGCUCUACUGCACAGUAGCUCCAGGCCUUAGGACUCGACGACGAUGGGAGAUUGCCCUCUACCUGUCGCUGCUGUUUGGGGUCGGUCUGUUGGUGUUUGAGACCCUUCGUAAGUCAAUUUACGUAACUACAGUAAAGACUUAACAACAGUUUAGUGGACUCGCCCUUUGGCUUGGUUUGGAAUAUAAGGUGGGGAUUAGGGGGGGGGGGGUGGUAUUGGGGGGGGGGGUGGUGGUGGCGUGAGUGGCAAACUCUUACUUUAAUGUUAUUGAGUUUAAUAGAGCAAUAGGGCUAACUAUGUAGGAGACAUAUAAGCUAGCGGGACUAUUUGGCUUUAAAGAUUGCAAAGGCAUUGUACGUGUGUCGGCUGUCAGAUGAACUGUGAGAUCUGUGAUAUAUGUUAUAACUGUGUUAUCUGUGAUAACUGUGAUCUAUGUGAUGUCUGUGAUCGAUGUCAUAUCUGUAAUAUCUGUGAUAACUGUGAUCUAUGUGAUAUCUGUGAUUUAUGUGAUAUCUGUAAUAUCUGUGAUAACUGUGAUAUAUGUGAUAUCUGUAAUAUCUGUGAUAACUGUGAUCUAUGUGAUAUCUGUAAUAUCUGUGAUAACUGUAUUAUCUGUGAUAACCGUGAUCUAUGUGAUAUCUGUGAUUUAUGUGAUAUCUGUAAUAUCUGUGAUAACUGUGAUAUCUGUGAUAUAUCCAUGUGAUAGCUGUGAAAAACUGGAUUUCUGGGACACAUAUGAGAUCUGUGAUACAUGUGAGAUCUGUGAUAUAUGUGAGAUCUGUGAUACCUGUGAUACAUGUGAGAUCUGUGAUACCUGUGAUACAUGUGAGAUUGUGAUACCUGUGAUCCAUGUGAGAUCUGUGAUAUCUGUGAUACAUGUGAGAUCUGUGAUAUCUGAGAUACCUGUGCGAUCUGUGAUACAUGUGCGAUCUGUGAUUCCUGUAAGAUCUGUGAGAUCUGUAAGAUCUGUGAGAUCUGAGAUAUCCGUCUAUUAAACCCGUGCCACUGCACAUAUCCGGAUAUGCCACCCCGUACCACUGCUCAUAUCCGGCUAUGCCAUCCCCGUGCCACUGCACAUAUCCGGCUAUCAUGGGCGCCCGCAGGUAGGGGCAGGGGGCACUUGCCUUCCCCCCUGGAUUGAUUGGGUAAAACAUUUUUAGACAAAAAUAGACACAAAAUUUAUUAAGGUAAAGAGAAAAUAAAGAGAAAGUAACUAAGCUGAUGUCCUAUCCGUUCGUUCACCAUACAAAUACGCUACAGUAAAUUAAAGCUAGACUAAAAUAUUACUAAAAUUUGUUUGAACCCAACNNCCUUGGAAAGUUAAUCGAUUCCCCCCCCCCCUAGAAAGUUUUCUGCGGGCGCCAAUGCCGGCUAUGCCACCCCGUGCCACUGCUCAUAUCCGGCUAUGCCACCCCGUGCGACUGCUCAUAUCCGGCUAUGUCACCCCGUGCCACUGCACAUAUCCGGCUAUGCCACCCCGUGCCACUGCUCUAGCUUUCGCUGCUCACGCACCUGAUCAGGGCUCAUCAGGACUCGGAUAAGAAUUAUAAGUCUUCUGGAUGCUCAGUUGGAGUCCACUCACCCUAAUGUUUUAUCAGACUGCUGCAGAUAUUUCCUGCACUCGUGCUACGAGUUACUUUAAUUAUUUUCAUAAUUUCCGUCCAAUUUUCUAGAUGCAAGAACGUGGAGUGGUCUUUAUGGCGACAACAAGGCCCAGUUUGGUCGCUAUGGUGACAACAAGGCCCAGUUUGGUCGCUAUGGUGACAGCAUGGGUCAGUUUGGUCUCCAUGGUGACAGGGUGCAGAGCGAUACAGUGAGAAGUUUCUUUCAUUAAAAUCUACUUGAAACAGCCCUUUUAAACCUAGACUCAUUUCUAAUCAUUAAAAAAAAAUUUUUUUUCUCAAAUUUAAAAAAAACAACAAACAAUUCAGUCUUCGCAUCAUAUGCUAAAGCACUUCACAUGGGUUCUCCUGAUUUUUGUGUCAGUUUACCUCGGUAUUUGAACUUUACUAUUUAACGAUAAAAUCAUUUUACAACACCUGUCUGUGGGGGUUGGGGGGGGGGAGUUCAUUGAACGAGCUGAUGAUAUCAUAUUUCAGGUUGAGGAUGAUGAGAGACAGGAGGUCGAAUUAACUGAAUUCCCAGGUACAAGGCCAGAAAGCAUAGCUUCAAGAAAGUAAGUUUUCGUUAUUCUUCUACAAUUAGUUCUGUCACGCCCCUUUCUUGUCACAGUCACGCCCCUCCCUAGAUAGCUUGAACUGGUUUGUCUUUUAGUGAUGUUAAUAAUGUAACUGAAUGACGUCAUGCAUUUCUAUACGUCAUGCAUCUUUAUAAGUCAUGAAUUUCUAUAGUCAAGUAUUUCUAUAAGUCAAGUAUUUCUAUAAGUCAAGUAUUUCUAUAAGUCAUCUAUUUCUAUAAGUCAUCUAUUUUUAUAAAUUAUGUAUUUCUAUAAAUCAUGUAUUUGUAUAAGUUAUGUAUUUCUAUAAGUUAUGUAUUUCUAUAAGUCUGGUUCAAGUAUUGCUUCUAAUCCCCGUACUAUACAUCUAUAAGUCAGUGGAGUAGCUGAGGUUAAUGCCGCCCAGUGCAGGGAAGCUUUUUUGCCUAAGCCCAUCCACGAAAAUAACCUUUGAAGUUGGAGGAAAAUAACAAAAGUUGGAUAAAAAGUAUAAAAAAAAAAAACCCAAACAAACAAAUAACGCUCUAUAAGAUGGAAAUGGGGGGAGAGAGAAAGUCUUAAAAAAAUUUCCGCCCCGUGACGGGGCGCCCCUCCUUACCCCUUCUGCUACGCCCCUGCCAUAACUGCUGCCAUGUAGUGUCUAUCAGUACUGUACAGCUUUAGUUUCACAGCCUGUGGUGACUCAGUCACGCCUGUCAGAAAAUUAAGAAUGAAAUUCAACAUUUUACACCCAUACACCACAUCCCACAACCGACAAACCCUGACCCACACACCACACCCUGCACACCACACCCCGCACACCACACCCAACACCCGAACCCGCACCACACACAUCGCACCCCACACACCCCCAUCAGCACCCCGCACCCCACACAACCCCAAAACCACACGCCACACACCACACCCCGAACACCGCAUCCCGUACACCACACCCCACAAACCACACCUCACACCCCAUACACCACAAUCCGCACCCCACACCCCACACACCACACACGCCACACACCACACCAACAACCCGCACAUCCCACCCCACACACCAAACUCCGCACACCACACACCACACACAACAACCCGCACACCAUACCCCGCAUCCCACAAACCCCGACCCACACCCCACACACCAAACCCCGAACACCACACCCCGCACACCACACCCCACAACUCGCACACCACACCCCCCACCCCACACCCCCCAAACCCCGCACACCGCACCCCCCACCCCCCACCCCCCACACCCCACCCCCCUCCCACAACUCGCACACCACACCUCACACCCCACACCCCACAAACCCCGCACACCGCACCCCGCACUCCAUACCCCGAACACCACACCCCGCACACCACACCCCACAACUCGCACACCGCACCUCACACUCCACAAACCCCGCACACCGCACCCCGCACUCCAUACCCCGCACCUCACACCCCCGCACCACUCCAUGACCACAUCAUUGACAUCUGCGCAGAUCUCGCGUGAUAUGCCUUUGCAGCCUAUGGUCAAAGAUCGCCUUCCGGCCGUUGGUCUCGCACUGGAGGGUCUCGAGAAAACACCAGUUUCUCUACUGUCCCGUGGAGAAGACCGCAUCUACGUUCUGGAGGAGAUUCCUCCAUCAGCUGGAGUACACGAGCCCAAUGAGGUAACUUCGUCAAGCUAUGAAUAGAACAAUGACGCUAUGGGGGAAGUUAGGUCAAAUUAUAAAUAGACCAAUGACUCCAUGCUGUCAUUAGGUCAAACUAUUAAUAGAACAAUGACCCCGUGAGCUAAUUAAGUCAAAAAAGUUGAUAGGCCAAUGACUCAAUGAGAUUAAUAGAUACAAAUAAUGAGUAGAUUAUUUACUCUUAGGAUGAUUAGCUGAAACUAUUAACAGGCCAAAGACUCGGUCAUUUAACUUACGUCAAACUAUUAAUAGAAUAGUUAACUAAUAAGGGCCGCAAGGGAUGCUUGUGUUUAAGACGUAUGCGUCAGGGCGUAAGAUGGAGCAGUUACACCAAGUGGCGCUGCAAGAGUUUGUGAAGCCGGGGGGGGGGGGGGGGGAGGGAUGCCGAAUUUUGCCGAACCUGAUUAACGAAAAAAAAACAAUACAUACAGGAUGCACAUGCAACACAAGCAGUGUUGAGUACUUGACGUUAGCAUACAGGAUGCACAUGCAACACAAGCAGUGUUGAGUAUUUGACCGACGAUGCCGCACCAAAAUAAUUGCAGCUCGUUGCCUAAUGGCUAACGUCCCGACCCCACCCCCACCCCAACCCCUAACCCACUCUUCCUAAGCCCGUGGUUUCUUGAUGCUUAAACAAUUUCACAACUGGGUCAGAGCUCCCUAGAAGGAUUCACAACGAAUGAGAUGAUAGAUGCAUUUAUAGCGAUAGCCCAUAAAACAGUGCAAAAGAAAGAAUGAAAAUAUUGCCUGGCACCAUUCUGGUACCAGUUUUCUUCAGUAUCCCAUUCACAAACACCUGUCUGCGCAAACAAACAAACAAAUGUCACACCUACGCAUUCCAUAUGGCUACCCUUCAAAGAAACAGUUGGUAACUAGAUAUUGUAUGUAAUGUCCCGGGCGGUCCUUGAUUUCGCCUCCGCAUUGGGGCAAAACCACCAUACAUACACCAUAUUCAUAUGAAGUGCUGUAAAUUAAGUGAAGUAAACAGAAAAUGCCGCCCAAAAGUAGGUAGCGCCAGGGGCGGGCAUCUCCUCCGCACGCCCCCCCCCCCCCACACCCUUGCAUAGACGUACACAAACAGUUAAAAAUCAAUGCAUUGGUUAUUUGAGACUAUUUAGAUCUUUCUUUGAUCCACUUAUGAUUCUUCCAAUCUCAUGGUGACAACAUCUUUCUUCGAUCCCCUUAUGAUUCUUCCAAUCUCAUGGUGACAAAAUCUCUCUUCGAUCCACUUCUGAUUCUUCCAAUCUCAUGGAGACAAAAUCUUUCUUUAAUCCACUUCUGAUUCAUCCAAUCUCAUGGCGACACAAUCUUUCUUUGAUCCACUUCUGAUUCUUCCAAUCUCAUGGUGACACAAUCUUUCUUUGAUCCACUUAUAAAUCUUCCAAUCUCAAACUUUUCUCCACUGACGAACGUGGCUAUUUAAAUAAAUAUAUUCAUUGUUAAAUUAUCCAAUAGGAUUGCUCAAAUAUGCCUUUAGGCGUUCUGGCUAUUUUCAAAACCCUGUUUAUUUAGCUUGUCAUGUUAGAUGUUUGUUAGCUGUAUACUGUUGGUAGUUGUUUAAAAACCAUGUGUUCUACGUGUGGGAGUGCUAGCUAAUAGCUAAUAGCUUACCUUGUUUUAAGCUAACAAAUGAUCACUUUUUUAUUUUUGUAAUGUCUUAUUAUAAAAUUGAAAACAAAAAAAAUAAUUUUUAUAAAGAAAUUAAAGUAAGUUUAGAGUGGUGUAUAGUUAGUUUAGAAUGAAUGUAGAGUUGGGGUAGAGUGGUGUAUAGUGAUAGUAGAGUGAGUGUAGAGUGAGGGUAGGGUGGUGUAUAGUGAGUGUAGAGUAAGUGUAGAGUAAGUGUAGAGUAAGAGUAGGGUAAGUGUAGAUGUGUAUGGCUUGAAACGUUUCUCGUAGCCAGCAUUAAUGGUCACUCCAAAAUGAAGAUUUUUUUACAUAUUAUUGUUUUAUGUCCUAAGUCAUUUAAUAUCCUACGUUAUUUAGGGGCAUACACUAUUUCCUACUACAAAAUGCUCAGAUAGAUGCAUCAUGUUCUAUAGGUUGCUAUUUAUAAACAAAUCCCCUAAUCUAUGUUGUGCCACUAGUUAAAGACUUUCGUUUAACGUGAUUCGCUGUUAUUUAUACACAAAACUCUGAAUGUGUGAUGGACUACUGUGAUUAAGUUUCUCUCUUAAUGUGAUUGACAGCUUUUUAUAGACAAAACUCAUAACAUGAAAGUAUUCACUAAUUAUAGACUUUCCCCUUAAUGUGACCGGAUGAUUACGUUUAGGCCAUCUUACUCAAUGUAUUUUCCAGGUCACCGUUCGACGUGGACGUUAAGAGCCUGUACGCUUCGAGAGAUAAGAACCUGGAGGUGACAGAGUCAGGCGAGGAUCUCGCGGCGCUGUGGUCCAACACCACAAAACUCUUGUUCGUGCGCGACCCCUACUCCAGACUCUACUCGGCCUACGUGGACAAACUUCUGUCCCCCAACCCCACCUAUUGGAACAAUUGGGGCAAAACGGCGAUUCUCAAAUACAGAAACACCACCGCCGAAGCCGUGAGAGGGGACUCGUGCGGGGACGACGUGACAUUCCCGGAGUUCAUCCGGUACGCGGUGAGUCAGGACGGUCAAAGCGACACGCACGUCAUGUCUAUAUAUAGACUGUGCACGCCUUGCAAGGUCAACUACACCGUCAUCGGCAAGAUGGAGACGUUCUCGAGGGACACCAGGCACCUCUUGUCCGUCCUGCGCAUCAACGAAAGCCAGCUGGGCUUGGAGAGGAUGGCCGACGACGUCACCCGGGACGCGGUGGUCGAUUCGGUCAAGGACGCGAUGAGCCGACCGUGGCUGGACGAGACCUUGCGGUGCAUCACGAGAGCGGAUGUCGUCCGGCGGAUUUGGCGGAAGCUGCAGAUUCGAGGCUUCGUCAGCUGGCGAUUCAACUACGGUAUCGAUCCCCAAACGGUGACCGCGAUGGACGGGGCGUCCCUCGUGGAGGUUCUCAAGCAGGCCGUCAGAGCGUCCACGAACAGAACCGAGCUGGGCAUUCAAAAGAGGCAAGCGAUGGUGGAGGCGUUCAGCCGAGUAACCCCGUCCCAGAUUGCUGCCAUCAAGAGAACAUUCUUUCUGGACUUCCAAAUGUUUGACUACGACAGCAGCCCGCCAAGUCUGGCCAACAGUCGAACGGGCGUGGCUGCCAUGACGGACGCUUUUGAUUGGAGGAAAGACUGGGAUUUGUCACCCGCGUUAUAGCCCAGACCCCUGUUAGCGAUGACUUUAAUAAAUUGUUAGAUGUCGGACAAUUUUUGUGUUUAUAUUGCUGUUCAGAUUUCAUAUAAAAGAGACAUAUCUGCUUUAACCUGUUCUCGCGUAUCAUGCCAUUCUGUAUGUUACUACCCUGUAUCUUACUAUCAUAUAUCUUACUAUCAUGUAUCUUACUAUCCUGCAUCCAAUUAUACUGUACUUAACUAUCUUGUAUUAAACUAUUCUGUAUCCUACUAUCAUGUUUCCUACUAUCCUGUAUCUUUUGAUCAUGUAUCUUACUAUCUGCUGAGACCCGCUGGUGAGGCCCGCUGGGCCUUUCACUAAUAACAAUGACUCAAUGAACAAUGGAAAUUAACCUGGUCACCUUGACCCAGCUUAAACAAUGAGCGUCUGGUCAGAGCGUCAGACGCGACGCUUGAAUGCGGGACAGGACUCCAAACUUAGAGUGUAUAUUAAAGGCCCACAUCAUUUAUCGCCCUCUUUCACCGGAAGUUUAUAAGUCAGCAGAGCCUGGCUAUUUAUUGUAUUGGGAUAAAGUUUGUUUAUCAAAAAAUUAACUAGGUUCGUGUUGCUGGAUUUCAUAUGUUGCAGUUUUAUUAAGCAAUGUUAGGAUUAUAGUUACUGUUAGAUUAUGCUUGAUUAUUAAUAAUGUGUUGUGAUUUAAAUUCUUAGUUAUGUCUUAUGACUUGUAUUCGUUAUUCUCACUUCUAGCCAGUAACAGUUGAGUUAGUAGCAGUUAGCUUGAGAUUAGUACAAUUAAGUACAGUUGACUUUAGUCUCAGUAUAGUGAGCUCAUUUAAAGUCAGUACAGUUGAGUUCAGUACAGUAGAACUUAGUACAGUCGGUAUCGUAUACCGUAGUGUAUAGACCACUCAGUGCGGUGGAGUCAGUUAGUGGAGUCGGUCAUUUAGGGUCAGACACAUAAAAAAAGAACCAAGUGUCGGUUAGGCUUACUAGUACUAGAGUAGCAGAGACGGCGCAGUGACCAGCGACCAACGAGAGGGCUCUGUGUGUGUGUGUGCCAACCGUUAAAGUGUUAGAGUCUACACCUACCAGGUCGCAGUACGCGUGACCUGUUACGCCGCAGUGCGAGUAACCAGAGGCCUGUUACGUCGCAGUGAGCAGUGACCAGAGAGAGAGAGAGAUAGAGAGAGAGGCCAAACCAACCAGGCUGCUGCGUGUAUGAGUUGUGGACUUUACCUGCCUAUAGAGCAGAGGUUCCCAAAAUUUGAAGUUUGGCGGACCGGUGAACAAGUUUCGAAAUUUUACCAGGGACCGGUGUAUAUUUUAUUUCUAUACUUUUAUUUCUAUUUAACAAUAACUAUAUAUGUUAUGGGGACCGGCAGCGUUAGGCAUGCGGACCGGUGAAGGUCCACCGACCGCCAUUUGGGGACCACUGCUUUAGAGGACAGACCGCCAAUCGCAACUUAGUCAAUCCAAAAAUUUAUUACUAAGUAUUAGACAGUAAUAAGUAGUCAUUGCUUUUUAUGUGUAUGUGUGUCGUUAAUUCUUUUUGAUAAUUAAAUAUUUAUUUGUGGGC